Galeopterus variegatus (Sunda flying lemur) is the source of this 1596-nucleotide messenger RNA. RefSeq names its product amyloid beta A4 precursor protein-binding family A member 1-like. The record is from RefSeq and is a predicted model, not a curated record. Gene Ontology annotation, cellular component: dendritic spine; plasma membrane; cytoplasm. Gene Ontology annotation, biological process: chemical synaptic transmission. Gene Ontology annotation, molecular function: amyloid-beta binding. The transcript is spliced from 10 exons. NCBI's taxonomy places the organism in Eukaryota, Metazoa, Chordata, Mammalia, Dermoptera, Cynocephalidae. The coding region runs from base 1 to 1596 and encodes 531 amino acids.
AUGAACCACUUGGAGGGGUCCGCGGAGGUGGAGGUGACCGACGAGGCAGCAGGCGGGGAGGUGAACGAGUCGGUGGAGGCCGACCUGGAGCACCCCGAGGUGGAGCAGGAGCAGCAGCGGCAGCCACAGCAGCAGCAGCAGCAUCAGCGGGCGGCGGACCCCGCGGGCGGCGGCGAGGCGGGGCAGCGGUACAGCAAGGAGAAGAGGGAUGCCAUCUCGCUGGCCAUCAAGGACAUCAAGGAGGCCAUCGAGGAAGUGAAAACCAGGACCAUUCGUUCGCCUUACACUCCCGACGAGCCCAAAGAGCCCAUCUGGGUCAUGCGCCAGGACAUCAGCCCCACCAGGGACUGUGAGGACCAGAGGCCGGUGGACGGAGAUUCUCCGUCUCCUGGCAGUUCCUCACCCUUGGGUGCAGAGUCGUCGAGCACACCCCUCCAUCCCAGUGACCCCGCGGAAGCCUCCACAAAUAAAGAGUCAAGAAAAAGCUUGGCUUCAUUCCCAACCUACGUUGAAGUUCCUGGACCUUGCGACCCUGAAGACUUGAUUGAUGGAAUCAUUUUUGCUGCCAAUUAUCUUGGCUCCACCCAGCUGCUCUCGGACAAGACUCCCUCCAAAAACGUGCGCAUGAUGCAGGCCCAGGAAGCAGUGAGCAGGAUCAAGAUGGCCCAGAAAUUAGCCAAAAGCAGGAAGAAGGCUCCUGAAGGUGAAUCUCAGCCAAUGACCGAAGUGGAUCUCUUCAUUUCUACCCAGAGAAUCAAGGUGUUGAAUGCCGACACGCAGGAGACAAUGAUGGACCACCCUCUGAGGACCAUUUCCUACAUCGCAGACAUCGGGAACAUCGUGGUGCUCAUGGCCCGCCGGCGGAUGCCCCGCUCCAACUCGCAGGAAAACGUGGAAGCCUCCCACCCAUCCCAGGAUGGAAAGCGGCAGUACAAAAUGAUCUGCCACGUCUUUGAGUCUGAAGACGCCCAGCUGAUCGCACAGUCCAUCGGGCAGGCCUUUAGCGUGGCAUACCAGGAAUUCCUCAGGGCCAACGGGAUCAACCCCGAAGAUCUCAGCCAGAAAGAGUAUAGUGACCUGCUGAAUACCCAGGACAUGUACAACGAUGACCUGAUCCACUUCUCCAAGUCGGAAAACUGUAAAGAUGUAGGUACUUUGCUACAGCUGCCCUUCAGGCCGGGUCAGCUGGGCAGGAGCCCAGGAGAACAGGGCGGCCCUGGUGAGGAGGGCAGGCGGGGCAGAGCCCAGCUGAUCGCACAGUCCAUCGGGCAGGCCUUUAGCGUGGCAUACCAGGAAUUCCUCAGGGCCAACGGGAUCAACCCCGAAGAUCUCAGCCAGAAAGAGUAUAGUGACCUGCUGAAUACCCAGGACAUGUACAACGAUGACCUGAUCCACUUCUCCAAGUCGGAAAACUGUAAAGAUGUAGGUACUUUGCUACAGCUGCCCUUCAGGCCGGGUCAGCUGGGCAGGAGCCCAGGAGAACAGGGCGGCCCUGGUGAGGAGGGCAGGCGGGGCAGAGUACAGCAUUGGCAGGAUGCUGUGAGGCUCAUCUCUGGCCCCUCCUUCAGGGGGCCUUGUUGUGAAAUGCCAUUGUGA